GGGGGUUUCCUUGAAUAUCGUGGAAAUCAAUCACUAAUUAAACCACUAACGUGUUGGAAAAUUUACCCUCCAAUGUAAUUUAGUGGCGCAUAUUUUCCAUUCUUCGAAGGAAUCCGAAAAAUAAUUCUGACCGAGUGUCUACACGUAGAGCGCCCGUGGUUCCGGUGAUCCUGUGGGCUGUGGUGUUGUUCAAAAGAUCUCUUUCCGUAUUUCUACGCUGCCUGGAUAUUUCUCCUCAAAAAUGAGCGAAAAGAAGCAACCAUCUCCAUCCACCGGCACAGAGCAGGCCGCUUCCAGCUCUGCUAAACCAGCCCUAGUUCUUAUCACCGAUCCGAAAAUCGUUACGAAAGCCAGCGAGCUACUGCAACCGAUCGGAACGGAUGUGGUCGAGAAGAAUUUGACCACCGUGCUAACGGCGGUGAAACAAGUGGACCAUACGUGCGAUUUUAAAGGCUGCAAACAGAAAACCAACCUCGUCGGUAGUGACUGUGGCUACUGCAAGGAACGAUUCUGCUUCAAACACAGCCUCCCGGAAAUACACGGAUGCGGUGAGGCGGCCAAGCGCAAAGAACGCGAACAGUUCCUGCAUCCGAUGACCGGCAAAGCCCGCAAUGAGCAGCAUGAAAAACAGAAAGCACAAACGCGCCUUAACCAGAAGCUGAAGCAGAUGUCCCUCGAACGGAAACAGAAACCUACCGGAGGUGGCUCUAGCGGAACCGGAGCGACUCGAGGUGGAAGAAAACGAACCAAUCCCUAAGUUAGCCAUCGAGGAAGGUUCUUGCGAUCGUUAUUGUACCAUUUCGAAAAAUCAUUAUUUAUUACGUUUCUUAAGUGUAAGACGACAGAGCGUGUGCACUGUUUUGGGAGCUCCAGCAAUAAAUCCACGCACAUCUGGUCAGUUCGUA
Molecule: messenger RNA, 905 nt
Organism: Anopheles aquasalis
Lineage: Eukaryota; Metazoa; Arthropoda; Insecta; Diptera; Culicidae
Product: DNA-binding protein SMUBP-2
Molecular function (GO): zinc ion binding
Source: RefSeq, a predicted model, not a curated record